AUGGCUCGCCAGCCAAAAGCGAUGGCUCCAUGGAUACAUGCUGGCUUCGUACGACGGACACUACAACCUCAUCGUUGUGGAUGCUUAGCGGAAUGGUCCAAAGUCAUUUACAUCACUUCAAUCUAUAUCCAAUCAACAUCCAACAUCAAACGAACUGGCUUUGCUCCAUGCGUUGUAGAGGAUUACUAUGGACUCGACGCGUCAUCCUACUACGCCACGAAGCGAUACAGCAGUCGGGAACCAGUUGGUGGCCACUGUUCACGUUUCCAUUUGGAGCCGCCGUGA
Messenger RNA from Necator americanus (New World hookworm), 285 nucleotides. RefSeq lists its product as uncharacterized. The record is from RefSeq and is a predicted model, not a curated record. The coding region runs from base 1 to 285 and encodes 94 amino acids. NCBI's taxonomy places the organism in Eukaryota, Metazoa, Nematoda, Chromadorea, Rhabditida, Ancylostomatidae. The transcript has 3 exons.